AUGACGGCGAAGCGUUCGACUGCGACGAGGACUCGAGGGGCCACACAUGCUCACGCUCAAGCAGGUCCACGGUACCCGCUUGCUCUGGGACAGCAGCUCGAGGACGGCGAGCUCAAAAUCGUGAGGAAGCUCGGCUGGACUGGGAAUUCCAGCGUCCGCUCGAGUUCGAAGCCUUCUACCGGCCAAGCAGCGUUCUUUCAAGUUCCCCUUCCCAGCCCCUCCUUCUCAAGCAACGCAUCAUCGAGCAAACGCUCGUCGCUCUUCACUGCCAUCGCGAAUGCUGGGUCAUGCACACUGGCGAUUGCAUUGGUUUUCGAGUACCUCACCGGCACGGCCCUGUUCCAGCUGUACGAAUCUGGCUCUGUGAGCUUCGACGACGUCCAUCUCCAGCGGCUCGACGAGUUCAUCGGCCCUUUCCUGCCGAGCUCCCUGCAGAAUUUCUUGAAUAAAAGGAAGUUCUAUGACGGUCAAGGCGCGACAUCGAUGUGUCCUCCUGUGAGGUCCGGCAACUGUGCCUUACGCUGCUCCGCAGGGUCGAAGGCAAGCUCAUCGCUUCUUGCACGAUGGAGGCAUGUCUCCGCAAUUACAAAGUACUAG
Molecule: messenger RNA, 597 nt
Organism: Heterobasidion irregulare TC 32-1
Lineage: Eukaryota; Fungi; Basidiomycota; Agaricomycetes; Russulales; Bondarzewiaceae
Exons: 2
Coding region: 1-597 (198 amino acids)
Source: RefSeq, a predicted model, not a curated record